Molecule: messenger RNA, 825 nt
Organism: Drosophila teissieri
Lineage: Eukaryota; Metazoa; Arthropoda; Insecta; Diptera; Drosophilidae
Exons: 1
Coding region: 1-825 (274 amino acids)
Source: RefSeq, a predicted model, not a curated record
AUGGUCGUUCACAUGGCGCUCAUAAUACUUUUGGGCUCAAGCUCGCUACUGAAACCAGUUAAGGCGGUAAUUAGUAGCGAUAUUUAUGGACAACUGAUUGGACUUGUGGCCACACAUUUAAAUGGAAGCCUUUCGGAUUUUGACACAUGGACUAUGGACAUCAGUGCGUCGUUAAAUGAAGAGGAACAACAGCGAGUGGCUUGGAAUGUUCCCUGGUCGGAUAUUUUAGAAAAUCAAAAAUCAUCGCUAUAUCUGCAGAACCAUCUCAAUACCGGAAAUCCCUUCAAGCUGCGGCUUUGGAUGAGCUUUUAUUGGCACCUCAGACGUUCCCGUCUUCUGAACGAGCUUCAUCUUUCAAACUUUGCGCGGGAACUGAGGAGCCUCAAAAGUAAUCAUCCAGAACUGUGUAACAAUAAUCUGCAAAACAUGUUGCAGAGUUUGCCCAGAUCUUUGAGGCUUCUGGUGAAGACUCGUCGCUUGUGUCUUGAACACACCAAGGAAUUGUUCUACAUAACUGCUGGAAAUCACUUGGAAUUGGGCGCCAAUGGUAACUGCAGCAUUUGGCAGGCUGAGGAGGAGCACCAUGUUCACUGGCUGAGACUAGUGAAUGCUUGCGAUGAUAGGAGCCUUUUCUUUAUCAGCAUGCUGUCGCAGGGUGCAUCACAUAUCCUUUUUAGUGCGCCCAACAAUGGGGCUAAAGCUUUUUGUGUGCUACAGGGUAUGGCUUACUUCGAGAAGGCGUUAGAUACGCAAAGUAACUGCCUUUGGCAGCUAAAUGAUUGCAGGUUUUUACCCAUGAUAUUACCGGCUAUCAAUAAAAACUAA